Molecule: messenger RNA, 609 nt
Organism: Saccostrea cuccullata (small rock oyster)
Lineage: Eukaryota; Metazoa; Mollusca; Bivalvia; Ostreida; Ostreidae
Exons: 1
Coding region: 1-609 (202 amino acids)
Biological process (GO): DNA integration
Molecular function (GO): nucleic acid binding
Source: RefSeq, a predicted model, not a curated record
AUGCCGAAGAACCAUUAUGUCACCAGGCUGCUUGUGCGCAAGUUCCACCACCAAGUGCUACAUCAGGGACGACUGUUGACGGAAGGUGCUCUUCGUUCUGGUGGAUUCUGGGUAGUCGGUGCCAAAAAUCUCAUUAGAUCAGAGAUCAAAUCCUGCGUCACAUGUCGCAAGUCGAGAGGAAGUUUCGGUUGGCAGAAGAUGGCAGAUCUACCUGAGGAUAGGAUACAGCCUGCUCCACCCUUUUCUUACGUAGGUGUGGAUACCUUUGGACCCUGGACAACCACGCAACGACGUACCAGAGGGGGAACUGUGAAUCAGAAGAGAUGGGCCUUGAUGUUUACAUGCCUUGUUUCACGAGUAGUUCAUUUGGAAGUCAUUGAACAGUUAUCCACAGCUUCAUUUAUCAACGCAUUACGCAGGUUCAUAGCCAUAAGAGGCCCUGUUAUACAGUUUCGAUCUGAUCGCGGGACAAACUUCAUUGGGGCAGUACAUGAACUAAAUAUUCCUUCGGAACUGGUGGAAAACCCAGCAUCAAAAAGGUAUCUCGAGGAGAACAAGAUCAAGUGGGUGUUCAAUCCUCCCCAUGCCUCCCACUUUGGUGGGGCAUAG